AACGUACAUAUAGCCGUCCUUUUUAUCCAUCGGGCAUGUGCGUAUAUUAUAUUGAAUUAUGUAUUGCGCAAUAGGCGGCUAUGGAUUUUCGCACACUAGCGAAACAGUUGAUCAUAACAAGCAAAACAGUGCAGUGCUAGAGACUGGAGACAAGUAGAACAUUGGAACAAAAGAUAUUGGUGAGAGAGAGAACUAGUGUGAGAACAGGGACGACAAAAAUUGCGCAUUCGGUACGUGGGGCCCCCUAAUUGCAUUUUUCGUACGGUUUGUUUCUUGUUAAAUCGCUGUUCUAUACUGGUUAAAGUUUUCCAAAAAUUUUUGCUAACAUUGUGAUGGGGUGAAUAAUACACAAUAGUCCCCACGUACGCCCACGUGAGUUUUGUGUUUCGUUUUGGUGAUUACGGAAUUUAAUUUUCCAUUAAGUACCUGCAUAGUAAAAAUAAAAAAAAAACCGAAAAUGUUCAUAUACGUAUUAUACAAUCAUCAUGUCAUACAACGCGGUGGAAUGAAGUUUAUUGUGUCCCAAUAAUGAAGCAUCUGUCAGAUGGGGUUGAACAAAGACUCAGAAAUGUCAUUUUCAAGGGCAAGGUUAGUGUUUACUUUUACAUCUGUGUUCGUAUAUACAGUGAGCCGACUUCACUGUGAAAGUGAAUCUUUCAAAAUGGAUCUCAUUUUGGAUAUAAAUUCUUGGCUGUACCCCAUGGAGUUGGGCGAUAAAUUCCGUUUAGUGCUUGCAACAACCUUGAGAGAGGACGGGUACCCUGACGGGGUCGACUGGAACCCGUUGGGGUUGGAAAGCGAGGGAUCGCGAGCGGAUAGCUUUGAGUACGUCAUGUCCGGAAAAGUUUACAGGAUUGAAGGGGAUGAAGCUACUGUUGAACCGUCGAGCAGAUUGUAAGUACUUUUUUAAAAUAUUUACUUAAUUUAUUGACUAAUAGUAUAUCUGCCGCGUAUUAUUAGGUAAAAAUAAGUGUAUUUAUAAAAUAAAUUGACAGUCUAAUACAAGGAGUUGUUCCCACUAAACACAACAGGAAUUUCAGUUAAACUUUGUGAAUAUAUGAUACACAGUGUAAACUCUUUAUAA
Messenger RNA from Agrilus planipennis (emerald ash borer), 1084 nucleotides. RefSeq names its product DNA-directed RNA polymerases I, II, and III subunit RPABC3 (gene Rpb8). Gene Ontology annotation, molecular function: DNA-directed RNA polymerase activity. Lineage: Eukaryota; Metazoa; Arthropoda; Insecta; Coleoptera; Buprestidae. The coding region runs from base 545 to 898 and encodes 117 amino acids. The transcript is spliced from 3 exons. Gene Ontology annotation, cellular component: RNA polymerase III complex; RNA polymerase I complex; RNA polymerase II, core complex. Gene Ontology annotation, biological process: DNA-templated transcription. The record is from RefSeq and is a predicted model, not a curated record.